Diabrotica balteata is the source of this 485-nucleotide messenger RNA. The record is from the annotation of a GenBank genome assembly. Lineage: Eukaryota; Metazoa; Arthropoda; Insecta; Coleoptera; Chrysomelidae.
UUGACAUCCGACAACCCUUUUUAAAAAUUUUCUUAACCUCAAAUCUCAUCACAUUUAAUUUUAUAAUUAGGAUUUAGGAUAUAGACAAAUUUAAAUCUAAAAUGGAAGGAAUUUCUUCAUUAUCUGGAGCCCAAAAAGAUGAAUUAAUGGAUCAAGUUAAACAACAAAUUGCUGUUGCUAAUGCACAAGAACUUCUCACAAAAAUGACCGAAAAAUGCUUUAAAAAAUGUAUAUCAAAACCAGGAACUUCACUAGACAGUUCGGAACAAAAAUGUGUAGCUAUGUGUAUGGACAGGUAUAUGGACUCUUGGAAUCUAGUAUCAAAAGCAUAUGGUAUGAGAAUACAAAGGGAAAGGGGAAAUAUGUAAAUUAUUGUAUAUAAUACAUUACAGCUAGAGAAAACUUUUUUUACUGAGUUUGUGAAUAGUAAAACAGAUAUAGAUGUUGUUAGUUAUAAAUUUGUUAAUAAAGCACCUAUUGCUUUA